Aspergillus homomorphus CBS 101889 is the source of this 699-nucleotide messenger RNA. Its product is annotated as cupin domain-containing protein. The annotation marks the transcript as partial. The record is from RefSeq and is a predicted model, not a curated record. The transcript is spliced from 2 exons. Lineage: Eukaryota; Fungi; Ascomycota; Eurotiomycetes; Eurotiales; Aspergillaceae.
CCGAAAUCCUAUACCCUCCCCAAAACAAACCUAACCCCCAACUCCCCCAAGCCCCUCCUCCACUACAAGAACACCUUCCUGACCAAAACCGGGCACGUGGAUGCAGCCCUCGCCUACGACACCUUCGCCCGGAACGGCUGGGACGUGCAGUGGGUGACGACGUACGGCCGCACCCAGAAAGCGCACUACCACCCCGCCACGCACGAAGUCAUGGUUGUGCUUUCGGGGCCGGGGACGAUUCGCUGGGGUGUUUCGGAUCUAGAUCCUUACAUGCAGGAACACGCCCGGGAUGAACUCGACCCCAAAGAGAAGGGAAAUGGAGGGUUUGAAAUGCAGGUUCAGGUCGGCGAUUGCUUCGUGAUCCCUGCGGGCGUAGCGCAUAAGUCCUUCGAUGACGCUGCUGCGAGUCUCGAGCCAACGUGUUUGACGGGUGGAGGUGCGCAUCGGAUUGAGGCGGAGGAUCCCCGCGGGUUCGUCGCGGCGUUGCAGGUGGAGGGGUUCACGAUGAUGGGGGCGUAUCCCCGGGGAUUUACUUGGGGGUGGGCCGAGGGAGGCGAGCAUGUCGGCGAUUUUGAGUCGGUGUGGGGGGUCGAGAAUCCGCAGCUGGAUCCAGUUUGUGGGGGGAAGGGGGGUAUCGGUGCGUUUUGGGAGGGUUGUGAUGGGGUUGACCAACCUGUUGCUGGCAAGGCUGGGGAGUGA